Messenger RNA from Sphaerodactylus townsendi, 2896 nucleotides. RefSeq names its product adenosine deaminase (gene ADA). Bases 73 to 1155 code for a protein of 360 amino acids. The transcript has 11 exons. NCBI's taxonomy places the organism in Eukaryota, Metazoa, Chordata, Lepidosauria, Squamata, Sphaerodactylidae. Gene Ontology annotation, molecular function: adenosine deaminase activity. Gene Ontology annotation, biological process: T cell activation; negative regulation of adenosine receptor signaling pathway; hypoxanthine salvage. The record is from RefSeq and is a predicted model, not a curated record. Gene Ontology annotation, cellular component: cytosol; external side of plasma membrane.
GGGCUCAGGAGGCCGCGAAAAGUGCAGGCUGGCCGGGCUGGGAGAACCGCUGAGAGAAGUCCAGGAGGCAGCAUGGAGCGUGGACCGCCUGUUUUCGACAAGCCCAAGGUAGAACUGCAUGUCCAUCUGGAUGGAGCCAUUAAACCUGAAACUAUUUUACACUUUGGCAAGAAAAGAAAAAUUUGUCUCCCUGCAGAUACUCCAGAAGGCCUCCUAAAGCACAUUAGCUACAAAGAGCCACUCAGUCUUACAGAGUUCCUAACAAAGUUUUCCCACUACAUGCCAACAAUUGCGGGAGACCGCGAUGCUGUGAAAAGAAUAGCUUAUGAGUUUGUGGAAAUGAAAGCCAAGGAGCAAGUCAUCUAUGUCGAGGUCAGAUACAGCCCUCACUUUCUUGCCAACUGCAAAGUGCACCCUCUCCCUUGGGGCCAGGAACAGGGAGACCUCACUCCGGAUGAAGUGGUUGACCUUGUUAAUCAGGGAUUAAAAGCUGGCGAGGAGGCUUUCAACAUCAAAGCCAGGUCUAUUCUAUGCUGCAUGCGCCACAUGCCAAGCUGGUCACCAGAAGUGGUAGAACUCUGUAAAAAGUAUCGAAACGACUCUGUAGUUGCUAUUGAUUUGGCUGGGGAUGAGUCAAUAAAUGCGGAGACCUGCCCAGAACAUCGGAAAGCUUAUGAGGAAGCUGAAAGAUGUGGCAUUCAUCGGACUGUUCAUGCUGGUGAAGUUGGCCCACCCCAGGUCAUCAAGGAGGCAGUCAGCAUCCUAAAGGCAGAGCGAAUAGGCCAUGGCUACCACGUCUUGGAAGAUGAAGCUCUCUAUAAGCAGCUAUUGAAACAAAACAUGCAUUUUGAGGUGUGCCCUUGGUCAAGUUAUCUCACUGGAGCAUGUAAACCCAACUUUCAUGAUCAUCCUGUAGUAAGGUUUAUGAAGGAUGGUGCAAAUUAUUCUUUGAACACAGAUGACCCACUCAUUUUUAACUCCACAAUUCACACAGACUACAAAAUAGCGAAGGACUCCAUGGGCUUCACUGAAGAUGAAUUCAAGAGACUGAAUAUAAAUGCAGCCAAGUCAAGCUUUUUGCCAGAGAAGGAGAAGAAGGAGCUUCUCUUCAAGCUGUAUGAAGCCUAUGGGAUGGUAAAAAGCACAGAAUUCUAAUCCUUUCUGUGGCAGCCACUCAUGACCUCUUUUCACAUUUGCUGUUAUGCUAGCUGAAGACCUCUUUCUGUUCCUUGGAAGCCAACGCACAAACUUAGUAUUACAACCUUGUUUACUGUCAGUAUCCACAAAGUGGUACAUGCACUAUCUACAAAGAACAGUAUUCCCAUAUUUGUAUUAUACCUACCUAUAGGACCCUCAUCCCUUGUCCCGGAUGGCUUCUAUCUAGACUACCAUCCGUUACAUUUUGACUGACAUAUAGGAGUGUUCAUUUUUAGAUUGUGGACAGUUUUUAUUUUUCUGAGAACUGACCUUUCAAAAAGAGGGAUUAUGGCUCAUGGUGCAUACUUCAUCUCACUUUUCACUUAGGCAAAGAGUUUUUACAAGGUGUUGGUUUUUUUGGUAUUGAUCCAUUGACCUCUUUCACUUGAGGUGACAGAAGGACAAAGAGGGGUAUAUACUGAGAACCAAACAUCUUACCUUAAGAACAAUUUCCUUACUCUAGUCAUAGACAAAUGUCUGUACUCGGUCUGCGCUCUGUGUCCCUACAUGUGAAAGACAGAGAUGUCUACCACUGAUUUUUUUAUACAGAGGUUUGUCAUCUGUUGGUGAUAAAAACUUUGAUGAAAAUGAAUGUCAAUUCACCCUCAGUCAUCUGUCAGAGUUUUAUAACUGAUGUCAUUCUGAGCUUGUGUUCAACUUUUUUUAUUUCACUGAAUUCAGUACCACUACAGUCUAAUGAAAGCAAAUUUCAUCCAAAGAUAGCUACGUGUAACUAGCAGUCUGAGGGAGUAGCUAGGAAUGCACUUUGUCCAAGAUGUCUUAAACUGGGUUUGUGCAAAGAACAAAAAAAACCCUUUUUAAAAAAAUCACCUGAGUUAACUGAAGAAGACAACCUUUUAAUUUUUAGGCAUUUGAGGUGUCUUGUCCCCCACCUGCAGUAGGGAACCCCCUUAUUUAACAGCAGGUUUGCCCAAGUUAUGUUAUACAUAGCAAUUUUUCCUGGCCUGCCAUUUAGUGGCAAACUAACACUCUGUAAUAAUGCUAGAUGUGGUUUUUUUACAGACCUGUGCACAAUCCAAUUGAGUUGAAGCACCAGAUUUAAUUUUGUUGUAUUAGUCAAUGGGACUAAUUUUGCCUUAACAUGCAAGUACUUUGGUUUUACUGAUUUAACUUGAGCUGUUUGUCAGUACCUUAAAGAAUACAGCCUGAUGCUGUUUUGUGCAGGAAGAGUAGGCAGAGUACAGCAUAAUUUCCAUCCUGUUCUCCUUGCAGUCUUGCAUGUAGAUUGGGCAUUCACAGACCAUAUAGUGGAACAUUCUAGGAAGCUCCGAGUGUGAUAAAGCACUAGUCCUCUUCCCUUCUUAGUCCAGCCUCAAAUAUGUCAGGCUAUCAGGAGGCGCCAUAGUUUUGGGUAUAGCUGUAAUCUCUUUGAAGAUAUCAGAUCUGAUGAAGCCUAUUUGGUACUAUGAGAAAGCCAAGGUCUUGGCAUCUUCCUUUGAAAAAGCUAGAUGUCUUUGUCUGAACAUUCACAGCCCUCCAAGAAUCUAAACAAUACACAUGGCUCCAAAACAUCAUAAUGGACUGCAUGACUCUAUGGAGAACAUGAACUAUUCAGUUUCUAACAGUUCCAUCAUAAGCAGAGCUACAGCCUUCUAAAUCCUUUGGCUUUGUGAAGUGUAACUCUGCUUCGGAUGGCACUAUUAAAUGUGGUAGGUGUUCAGUAGUCCAAUUCACAGCU